UUGACAACAAAGCGCUAUCAGAAUUUCUCAUUUUAUGUGUGAGGUACCAGGCAGCUGUCUUCCCAGGGAGUGAUCGGUGGUUUGGACCAUUAUAGUUUAAGGGCCACUGUAACAUAGUUUUGUUUUUUCGGUUUAAAAAAAAAAAAAAAGUGGUCGAUGCUUCAGUGAUAGCGCCUGCUUUCAUCGACCAUAAAAUUAGAUUAAACAGGCAGAAUAGUUGAUUAUAUCGGGAUUUUAUCUUGGCGAUCAGCUCGCUGUAGGACGCCGCCGCCUUUUGAUUAAGUCUUCUCAUUAAAAAGUUUAUCUUAACGUCUUAUGUCUGGAGAUAAAAGAACACUUCAGCGUUAGGCUCAGUGAAAUUCAUUCUUUAUCAUGUCAAGUGAAACCGAGCCAAAUGAAAAAUCACAUUUGUGUGGACAGUCUGUAAAUGACUCUUGUGAAUCAGAGGCAGGUUCCAGUAGCAGCAACAGCAGCUCUGUGCGACAUCUGCAAGCAUCCCUGGAGUCGGCUGGGAUUGAAUCUGUCAGGAGUGAGUCAUUUGGGUCCUCAUACUGUAAUGAAGAAUUCAAUUCUCAUGUGUCACUGAAGGAAUAUGAAGAUGAAGAGUUUGAAUCUUACGAUGAGGCAGAGAUCUUGGGUGAGGAUGUCCUUGCCGAGAAGUGGAUUAAUAUUCUGAAGGAAAAAGCCUCACAUUCAUGUAUGGACCACAAAAAACUGCUGCAUUCUUUUCUAAAAACAGAUACUAUAACUAUGGUCCCUGAAGAGAAAGAAGCCCUGAAAUCAUAUUGCAGAAAGAAGAUUAGUGUAAUGCGCCAGCAGCAUCAGAAAACGUCCACUUCUGGACAAACCAGGCAGACAGAAGCUGAUGAUUCCAAUUUAAAAGCAGUAGACUCAAACUUGAAGUGUGUUGUCCCAGAACAGAUAGUCAGAAGGCUACAGAUGAAAUCCAUCCUUGAGGCACUUAAGAAGGCAACAAAAGUGGAGAUGCAUGAGCCACAACAGUGUGCUGCAUGUCAGGGACGGCAAGGUGAACUAGCAGAAAAAAAUUUCAUAAGGAUAAAAACAACCCAGCUGGAAUCAAAAUUGCUGCAGCAUAGACUGGAGGAGUUUAUCUACACAAAAGAUCCUGUUUGCAUUGUUGGAGAAAUGUUAAGAGAUAUCCCAAAGAUAUCUACUGAUUCUGAUGCAGUGUGGCAGGCAUUUGUCAAACAUAAGUGUACCGCUGAAUGAGAUUCAUUAUUUUUUAAGGGACCAAACAGUGAACACUUAUUCAGCUCCAGAGUUCUCCUCAGCUGUAAGUUUGAGUCAAUACUAAUGCUUGUUUCUAAACUCCAAAGUGUUACGUAUUUUCUUCUUGGUCAGGAAUGCUGGCUAUUGAAUUGUACUAAUGAAAAACCAGGAGGGCUACUUGUAUGGUGUAAAUGUUCAUGAUUAAAAAAGUUACUAUAUGCAGA
Polypterus senegalus (gray bichir) is the source of this 1454-nucleotide messenger RNA. RefSeq lists its product as uncharacterized. NCBI's taxonomy places the organism in Eukaryota, Metazoa, Chordata, Cladistia, Polypteriformes, Polypteridae. The record is from RefSeq and is a predicted model, not a curated record. The coding region runs from base 373 to 1230 and encodes 285 amino acids. The transcript is spliced from 6 exons.